Papaver somniferum (opium poppy) is the source of this 900-nucleotide messenger RNA. Its product is annotated as F-box/kelch-repeat protein At3g06240-like. The transcript has 2 exons. The coding region runs from base 1 to 900 and encodes 299 amino acids. The record is from RefSeq and is a predicted model, not a curated record. NCBI's taxonomy places the organism in Eukaryota, Viridiplantae, Streptophyta, Magnoliopsida, Ranunculales, Papaveraceae.
AUGUCAGCAUCAUCUGCAACAAUUCGCCGUGAAUUUCAUGAAUGUAUUAAUACGACGGAUUACCCUUCCAUAUUUCAAUACCGUGAUAAAGUUGAGUACUUGUCUGCAUGUCAGGGCUUGAGUUGGAUACGUACGACGAAAAAUAGUUGUGAAGAAUUUUAUAUUUGGAAUUCGAUAUCAAAAGAGUGCAAGAAAAUACCUAUGACACAAGAAGUAAACUACUAUAAACUAGGUGGGUAUGGAUUUGGUCAUGAUUACAAGACUGACAAUUACAAAUUGGUUAUGGUCACAGACAACUGGGAUUCCAAGUGUUCCGAUGUCGAUGUUUAUACAUUAGGAUCGAAUUCAUGGAAAAGAAUUCAAAGCAUACCUUACAGUCUUUCUGAAAUAGACUGCUAUUUUGAAGGAGUAUCCUUUAAAGGAUCUCUUCAUUGGCUUGCACAUACCUUUGAUGAAAACCAGAAAUGCAAUGAACUGGUCCGUUUUGAUAUUAUCAACGAGAGGUUCCAGAAUGUGGCACUACCAUCACUACCGAAAGAGUCUAGUGAAAAAUCUAAGUUCAAUAUAAAGGUGGGAGAAUUUGGAGGGUGCAUGUGCGUAGUUUUUCAAGUUUUUAAUCUCCGGGUUGAUGUAUCGAUGAUGCAAGAAUAUGGAGUGAGAGAUUCUUGUCAAAAAGAGGAUAUGAUUAUCGAUCCUAGCGGAAAACAACCAAAUAGGAACAUCAUUGAUGAUUUGAAUGUAAAAUUUCACAAAUCUAAGAAGGAGAGGGAGCUUGUAAAACUUGGUUGGAAGGAUGAGCCUAUCAAUGACAAGCUUGACAGGGGUCACAAAAAUGAUGUAGAAGAAAUAUCGUGUAGAGUGUUAGGCAUUUGCUUUUUGCUCACUAGAAUUUUAUCUUAG